UCGUAUCAAUCGAUCUCUCUCACACUCGCUUGUGAAAUCCCUAAAUCUCCAAAAAAACCCUCUUCUCUUCUCUGUGUCUGAAGACGAAAUACACAGUUCUUUCGAUCUUUAGCAACCGUUAGCAACAGAGAUUUCUUUUUCUUGAAUCUUGAUUCUUGAUUCUUGAUUCAAUCCUCCCUCUAUGUAUAUAAACCUUAUUCAAAGAGCCAUGACUUCUCUAUCUCUUCCAAUUUUGUUCUUCUUCGCAUUCCCUCUUCGUCCAAAGAACAAACACCUUCCUUUACAAUUCUUCUCUUCAUCUUCCCUUUACCAAAGAUCACGAGCACAAGAAUGGUGGAGGAACAGAAUGUAUGGGGCUUCGGUAGCCACAUCUCGGAAUCGGCCUUGUUCGACUUCUUUGAUAGGGGGCGAACUACAUCUUUAGCGUCUGUUACGCUUCACCGAGAUGCCAUGAACAACUCGCUUCGCCGAGCUACUUUGAUGUACGGAUACAAAGACGAAGCUAAAGCUGUAAGUAGAGCUCUGAGUGAACUCCCCCUCGGCCUUGGAGAGAUACACAUGUCGUUAGAGUCUUUUCCCGAGGAGGAAAUCCCUGCGAGAGUGGUUAGUAAUCAGAUGAUGACGACGGCGACGCCUUUAAUUGUAACUGGAUUACAAGCUUCUGUGCCACUACAAAGCUACCCCACGUAUCAAUUGUUCCCAGAUCAUCAGAGUAAUUUGCCUCGGCAAGGACCCCCUAUGUCUCAAAUAACUGGAUCCCAAGGCCCUCUGCCUUUGCCAUUGCAAAGCACGACAUCUCACUUGUCAGUCAUGUUCCCAGAUCAUCCGAGUAAUUUGCCUCGGCAAGGACCCCCUAUGUCUCAAAUAAAAGUAUAUGUUGGGAAUAUUUCCAGUACCACAACUGAGGAUCAAUUGAGAAUGGUGUUUAGUGCUCAUAGACAUGUGGAGAAUGUAUCAAUAAUCCGAACAGAUGGUGCAUUUAUCAAGUUUAAGGAUGUAGAGGGUGCAACGGCGGCAAUCACUCAUUUGAAUGGUUUCAAUUUUGAGGGUAGAGUGUGGCAUGUCCGUUAUUGGGUUAAAGAUCGGCGAGAAGAGAUCAGGCAAGGAAUGGAGAAAAGAACAAUCUGCUAUGUAAGAAACUUCAAGUAUGACUUACAUGAAGCUGGUUUGAGAGAAAUGUUCCAGCACUGCGGAGAAGUUUCUUAUUGUAAGAUUAGAAGAGAUCCAACGGGAAAGAGUAGGGGGGACGGGUUUCUGGAGUUUACCACACCCGAAGCAGCAUCAGAGGCGAUGAAGUUGGAUGGGAAACUCAUUGUUGGUGGCAGGACUAUAUAUGUGAAGCCUGCCAAAUCAAAGGAAUGAAGAGGGUCUCUUGUAAGUGACAACGGAUGAUGUGAAGACUUAUUUUUCGUUAAAACAUGUGUGUAAGGUCAAAAACAGGACAUCUCGUUACAGAGAAGUAGAUAUUACUACAACUUCAAUCCACUUUUUUUUUUUUUUUUCCUUCUGAAUGUGUAAAAAGAUUA
This is a messenger RNA of Camelina sativa (false flax), 1526 nucleotides long. RefSeq names its product polyadenylate-binding protein, cytoplasmic and nuclear. Gene Ontology annotation, molecular function: RNA binding. NCBI's taxonomy places the organism in Eukaryota, Viridiplantae, Streptophyta, Magnoliopsida, Brassicales, Brassicaceae. The record is from RefSeq and is a predicted model, not a curated record.